AUGGAUCAAUCAUAUUUAGAUUCAAAACGAUGGGAACAAUUAAUCGUAUCUUAUAUGCCUAAUUUACGUGUGAGAAAAUAUUAUACAUUUUAUUGGGAAUCAGAUAUUCAUAUUUGUUCACAUCUUCAAGAAAAUGAUUUAAAUUCAGUUAAACAUGUUCAUAUUCAUAAUGAACGAAUGACAGAUAAUUUUGUCAAUUAUUUUCCAAAUACUACUCAAUUGACUCUUCAAUAUCGUUCUGAAAAAUUUGAUAAUUCAAUAAUAACAAGUUUUGAUCGUAUUGUUCCUUUAGAACAACUUACUAAAUUAGUUAUUGAAGUUUAUAAUUUUCCUUUUGAAGAAUUUAUUAUUAAAUUAUUAUGUUUGACACCUAAUUUACAAACACUGAAAUUGAAAUAA
Molecule: messenger RNA, 399 nt
Organism: Rotaria sp. Silwood2
Lineage: Eukaryota; Metazoa; Rotifera; Eurotatoria; Philodinida; Philodinidae
Source: the annotation of a GenBank genome assembly